CAGUAUGUAUUUGGUAUAUAAUACAAUACCAUUUAUCCUCUCCAACAGUCUAAAAUUUCGGAUUUUCAGAGGUAAAUAAAUCACGCGCGAAUGACGAUUUUACAAUGUUGUUGUUUUGAUAUGCAGCGCACCACCAAGUGUCCUUUAAUUUAACAAGUCUGACGUCACUUGACCUCUCGCUUUUACCCAAAUGUCACAUAAUAUCCUAUGUUGAAAUUGCAACCUUAUUCAUUGACUUAAAUUCAAAUAAAGAUAUGUAUACUUUAAUUAUAUAAUAAUUAAGUUAUGGUGGAUAGCUAAAUACAACGAUUUUAUGUUACUUUUGUAGUAAGUAGAGCCUGGACCCCUGUGUGUUGGCUGAAUUUAUGUGAACAGCCUGGCAAGGAUUUCGCGGGACCAUUCAAUGUUACAAAAUUGCUUGCUCGUAUUUGCUAAGAUUGUUUUUCACGCCAGUAAAUCAAGGCCAGUGUAUUUAUUUAUGUUAGAAAACGAUAUCAGGAUCAGCAAAAUUGGCGGGAGCUAGAGAAGAAGCAAUGAUUGCCGCCAGUGAUCCGCAUGACUUUGUCCCGUUCGGCCGAGGGUUCUGUGGACGCCAUCCUGGCGGCUUAAGUGACAGUCGUCCACCAAGCCCAGUGCAAGAUGUAGACAUACCAAUUGCUGCAUUCCGAGAUGUCCAGAUACAUGAUAAACCAAAGGAAUCAUGGUACAUGAGGAACCGACAGACAGGUAGUCAAAUGGUGAGUGACGAAGAGCUCUACAUCCACGGAUCAACUGUCGUUUGGAGUAAAGGAAGUCCAGGGCACAGGGUCGUCCACAAGACUUUUACUAUAAAUUCUCCUAUUAUACAUGCCCAUUGGUGUGACUUCAAUUCAAAACGUAACUCGGACUCUGUAGAAGAGGUUCUCAACACAAUUGCUAUUACUCAUAAGGGUGCUGUUAAUGUGUACACUGACAGAGGAGAAGAUUUCUGCGCUGCUCUUCCAUUUCAAGUGUCACAAGCCUGGAAGAUCAAGAAUGGUUUACUUUUUGAAAGAUCUAUUACUUCUGGAGAAGUUUUUAGUCCAAAGAGUGGCUCUGGUAAUCUUCCAACGAUGUUCAGUCUCAGACAUCCUUUAGAUGAGCCAGCCCCAGUUGCUAGUCGAUAUGGAGUUGGGUUAACGAGUAAGGUUUGUUUGAUGAGAGACCACACACAGUGCAUCGUUUUUACAAGUGACGAGCCUUCUUUGGUGAUGACCUUUGACACAGCUCUUGGUGUCCACUCUGUUUGGAUGUUACGUGAAGCCAAACCUGAGGAAGGGCGUACAGCGACUGGCUUGAUUGACAUGUCAAAUCCAAUGUACCUUCACAGGAACCAGUCGGCAACACCACAUGCUAGCUACGGCUCCAGCGCUUUGGGCUUUCUAAGCUCAGGUGGUCAGUCUUUUUUGAGCAUGCUCAGUUACUCCCCAGGUGUGUCACCUUAUAGGAAUAUUGCUAGUAGAGGUGCUUCACCUAUGGUAUCGUCCCGGCAACAGAGCCCUGCUUUAUCACAUAUGGCUGCUAUGAGUCGUUCUCAGUCACCAGCUGGUAGUGGCCUCACCACGCCUUCUCCUGGACCGCAUUCACUUGCACGUUAUGGCCUGUCGCCCCACAACUCUACAUCGGUGUUUAAUGAGAGUUCAGCAGUGGUAUCAGAACCUCUAGCACCUGCGCUGUGUCUGGAUCAUUGCUGGACAGAGCAGUCACAAAAUGUCAGAGAUGGAGUUCUUGGGAAAACGAAAAAAGUAUUUUUGACAGCUGAUCUUUGUGGACAAAACUACCUGUGUUACCUCAUCGAGAUGAGAAAUCAACUGAAGUGUGUCAAAUACGGCCCCAGCAACGACAGAACCAGUUACAUUUUUGGCACUGUGACAGCGUUGACAGCCAGAGAUGCUGUAUCAAUUGAGAGUAUGAAUAUGAUGGUGCUUCUGGACACCAACAACAGCCUGAUACUUUACACUGGCUUAGUGAAGAUUGGGAAGGUGCAUAUAUCUGGGAUUCCUCCUAUGAUUGCUUCACAAUCCAGCAGCCUUCCUAGGCCGAGUACUCCACUGGAAAGCUCAGGGUCAGCCGAACCGCAACAUGCAAGUGAAGCCCGAGGACUUGCUGAUGAGAUGGUGUUAUUGUCUCCUGUGCCAUGCGGAUUAGAAGACUCCAGUAAGUUACAAGACUCAGUAAGCAGCAUGGAUUUUAUGUUUGCUGUGAAUCGGAGUAUCAUUGGCCUACGGGAUGCGAACGACAAUAGGUUUUCAUUGGAAAUGGCUGGUGGAGGUCUAAAGAGGACAUCACUUCCAUUGAUGUAUUCAUCCCCUCUAGUUAUGAGUUGCUUGGAGGCUCUGAAACAGAUAUUGCCAAAAGAUGUAUCACUUCAAGCCCUAGUCAACUGGUACUCUACGAAUAACGCUCCAAGCAGCGCUCUCAAAGCCUCUGAAUGGAAACUCUUCAUGCGCUGUUUGUUGAGCAUGAUGGGAUACAAUAUUACCCAGUUGACUAUUUCACAGCAGUCGGAUUUAGAUGGGACUUUGUCACCAGUUAUGACAACUAAGAAGCAUAAGGUUUCUACAGAAAAUGAUGAUUGGGAGUACUUAAUCAAUUCAGACUACCAUAAGCUGAUGAUUUCCCAGAAUUCCUGCUUCUGCGGUGUGACAACGGUAGAAGGAAGCACACCCUCAAACAUCACUGGUGACCAGCCAAGCAUAGAUACGUCUGCACCACUCUUUAUGUAUAUCCCAGCCAUAGCUUUUGCUUUCCAUUCUGUUUAUGAGGAGUUGAAGUUGGAGCGACUUCAAUCUGAAAAGCUGAGUUGCUUAGCAACCUUACUUUUCCACCUAGCAUCUGAUUUGCAGUGGGAUGAUUACAUAGACUACUACAAGAGAGAUUGUCCAAAUUUAUUACACCUGGAAAAGGACAAGAGACAGGUGCAUCCAGAUCAUCUGAAGCUGAUGCAGUGGCCUAGCUACAUCACAACGGAACCGCCAAGCCUGGUGGAAUGGCUUGUGGAAUGCUUCCAUGGUAAUCCAGUGGAUCCCUAUGCACUCAUCAAUGGCAUUGGAAAAAAGCUUCAAAAAAUUAUAUCAGUCUAUCUGGUGUUUAUGUAUGAGCAUGGUAGACAGGGAAACACAAGAGCAAACCUGGUUCGAAGGUUAUCAGCCACUGGGCAUCAGUUACGUUCAAUCACUCUUGAUUACGAGAAGUUCUGUGAAAGUCAUGCCAGCCUUUCGCCAUCAGAACGGGUUAUCGUUUACAUGAGCCAGAUGAAUUUCACUCUACAGGAUCUUCAGAGCUUGCCAUUUGGUGUAGCCUUGCCACUCCAGGAGGCAAUUAGUGAGUGUAAGAAGAGUCCACCGAGUGAUUGGUCAGAGGCGGCCUACGUGCUGAUUGGUAGGCAGGACCUCUCAAAGCAGGCUAAGAUGGAAAAAGAAAUUGAUUAUAGAAAGAAGGGGAGAAAACCACAAGGUGGGACAGCCUCAAGCAAAGACGAUUUUGAUGGAAUGGAGCAAUUGGAUGAGGAAAUGCUGCGGUUACGAUUCCCUGAUGAUUUGCGUGUGUAUGAAGUCCGUCGUCUUCUGCAGAGUACUAAACCUGUACACAUUGUAUUAACUCAGAAACCAGAGGUCACUGACCAUGAAUUUCAAGAAGAACAAGAGUUUAAACUACUAAGUAUUAGUCAGCGAACCAUGGCACUACCUGUUGGAAGAGGAAUGUUUUCUUUGCAUCUUGCGAGACCAGUCGUCACUGAAACAUUACCAAUUCCAAAGCUCAACUUGACUGGGAAGGCGCCACCUAGGAAUAAUACGAUAAACUUCUCGCAUAUUGAUGUACCAACCAACAUGGAGGCGUGGCCAAGUUUUCACAAUGGAGUGGCAGCAGGACUGAAGAUAGCCCCUGGGGCUUCACAGGUUGAUUCUACUUGGAUAGCUUAUAAUAAACCAUCUGAGAAUGGCAGAAGUAAUGAACAUGCUGGUUUCCUGAUGGGGCUUGGUCUAAAUGGACACCUACCGAACCUGGCGACGCUCAAGGUCCAUGACUAUCUAAUCAAGGGACAUGAGAUGACGAGCGUGGGUAUUCUUCUAGGAUUGGCAGCGGCACGGGCUGGAACAAUGGAUGUUAGCGUGACGAAGAUGUUGAGUAUUCAUAUUCCCGCAUUGCUUCCACCAACGUCAACUGAAUUAGAUGUGCCGCAUGUCGUUCAAGUUAGCGCUGUUGUCGGUAUUGGCUUGGUUUAUCAAGGAACUGCUCAUAGACGGUUUGCUGAAGUUCUGCUUGAUGAAAUUGGCCGACCACCAGGCCCGGAAAUGGAGAAUAGUACUGACCGUGAAUCCUACUCAUUAGCAGCUGGACUUGCUUUAGGCCUCAUCAUGCUGGGGCAUGGGAGUGAUGAUGUAUCAUUAUUGGACCUCAACAUGACUGAUCAACUCUACCACUACAUGGUCGGUGGAUUCAAGAGACCUCUAACGGGUCUGAAUAAGGAGAAGUACAAGUCACCCAGCUAUCAAAUAAAAGAAGGGGACCAGGUGAACGUCAGUGUUACCUCACCUGGUGCUACGCUAGCUCUGGGUAUGAUGUUCUUCAAUACAAACAAAAGUGCUGUAGCCCAGUGGUUAGCUGCUCCCGAAACACAGUUUCUUCUAGAUUUUGUUCGUCCAGAUUUUCUACUAAUCAGAAUUGUUAGUCAUGGCCUUGUGAUGUGGAGUAACAUUCAUCCAUCCAUUGAAUGGGUGGAAAGCAACUUACCAAAGAUUGUAAAAAAGUAUGCUUUUAACAGAAGCAUCCUGAAUUGUCUGGAUGAAGAUGUUGACAUACAAACCAUGAGCCAAGCAGAGUGCAAUAUUCUAGCUGGGGCAUGUCUUGUUCUCGGCCUUCGCUUUGCUGGGUCAGCUAAUCAGGAAGCAUUUAAUACACUGCAACAUUUUGUCAAAGUGUUUCAUUCAAAAACAAGUGCAGAUGAAAUUGAGAUGGCUGGAAAAUCGACUAUUGAAAAUUGUUUGAAUGUUGUGCUAUUAGCAUGGUCUAUGGUGAUGGCUGGUACGGGCGAUUUAAACGUCCUUCGGUUUGCCCGCCAACUACAUGGUCGCUUCCUGGACAUCACCUACGGGAACCACAUGGCCACACACAUGGCAAUUGGAUUCCUGUUUUUAGGAGGAGGGCGGUAUACACUUCAGUCUUCGGGACCAGCAAUUGGUGCCCUUUUAUGCAGUAUUUUUCCAAGAUUUCCAGUUCACAGUAAUGAUAAUCGAUACCAUUUACAAGCAUUACGUCACCUGUAUGUGCUGGCAGCAGAACCAAGGCUCAUUCUUCCUAGAGAUGUUGACAGCAAUAAGGUCGCAUAUGUACCCCUAGAGCUAGUUUACAAGGAUACUGAUUGGUAUAAAGGUAAAUCAUUGAAGAUGAUGGCACCAUGCCUGAUACCAGAACUAAAGUACCUAGAGCAGAUCAAUGUCCUCGGACCCCGCUAUUGGCCAGUCACUUUACACGUUGAGAAGAAUAAGAUGAUUUUGAAAUCAAUGUUGUCGUGCAACGGCUGUUUGUAUGUAAAGCAGCGAGCAGGGCAUCUGUCCUAUGAGCAAGAUCCAAAGGGUUACUUGAGCUUAUUAGCAAGGACAAUGACAGAAGACUGCAGCAGUUACCAUAGCAUUGAUGUGGAGGUCAUUAAAUCUUUCACCUCUGACCCCAGAGUGUUGGAAUUUGUUUCUCAAUUUUGCAAGCAUACUGGAAAGAAUGAGGAGGAUUCAGAAGUAGUAGCCGUGUUUUCAACACUUCUCUAUGAUUGUGUAACAAGGGAAAAACCAGAUAUUCUUCAUUCUUUUCUUGACAUAUUUGAGGUAGUGAACCAGCCGUUGUCCCUUGCGAAUGGGACCUACGCCCUCUCGCAACUACGCUUAGUGUUGGCAUUCUACCAGCAUGCCUACACCUGCUUACUGUCAGGCCAUUCUAAGGAGAAGCCUACUCCGCUCCUAGAUCCACAGUUCUGCAACAUGGUGGAGAAUAAAGUGAACUUAGUGCUCAAUACUUGGCUUAAAGAUAAUCCUGGAGUUUUAGUGCAAUACCUGUUGCAAGGACUGUGGCCCUCUACUCCUCUUUACUUAUCACAUUUCUUAGUGUAUCAUGGACUACCACAAAACAAGAACUUUCCAAAAGAAGUUUUAGAAGGAACCAACUUCAUGUUGCCCAAGAUGUAUAUGGCUUUAAAGGAUCUCAAGUUGUCCAUUUCCACAAUCAUGUUAAUUAUGCAGAUUCUCCAACCAGGUGCACGGUGACCAGAUGUUCAU
Molecule: messenger RNA, 6287 nt
Organism: Anneissia japonica
Lineage: Eukaryota; Metazoa; Echinodermata; Crinoidea; Comatulida; Comatulidae
Product: anaphase-promoting complex subunit 1-like
Exons: 47
Coding region: 534-6275 (1913 amino acids)
Biological process (GO): protein K11-linked ubiquitination; metaphase/anaphase transition of mitotic cell cycle; anaphase-promoting complex-dependent catabolic process
Cellular component (GO): anaphase-promoting complex
Molecular function (GO): molecular adaptor activity
Source: RefSeq, a predicted model, not a curated record